Pungitius pungitius (ninespine stickleback) is the source of this 553-nucleotide messenger RNA. RefSeq names its product cytochrome c oxidase subunit NDUFA4. The transcript has 4 exons. Bases 116 to 364 code for a protein of 82 amino acids. The record is from RefSeq and is a predicted model, not a curated record. Lineage: Eukaryota; Metazoa; Chordata; Actinopteri; Perciformes; Gasterosteidae.
GGCAGAGCGGAGGGGUUAGGCGAGAUAUAACUGCACUGACCGACGUGCUUCGUACUUCUGGCAAGCAGCUCUUUGUAUGAAUCUGCGUUGAGACUUUCAUUCAAGAUCAUCAAAGAUGAUUCAGACCAUGGUCAAACACGCGAGGAAACAUCCUGGGCUAAUCCCUCAAUUUGUCUUCCUGGCGCUGGGCAUCACAGGUGCCACCUUCUAUCUGAUCCGGCUGGCAAGAGGACCCCAUGUCACCCUGUGGAACAAGAAGAACAACCCCGAGCCCUGGAACAAUCUUGACCCCACCUACCAGUACAAGUUUGUGGCCGUCAACACGGACUACAAGAACCUGAAGAAAGAGGGCCCCGACUUCUAAAAAAAAAAAAGAAAAAAAAAAGGUCCUCCGGGGGCAACUCCAGGGGCACCAAGUUCAGCAGGACCUCCAGCUGCCGCCUCGGUGAUCGCUUUCACCUCGCUCUCCAUGACGACAGCUCGGAACCAACACCGUAACCCUGUCAACGGGAAAUAUUAAAGAGUACGUGAGGAAAAGAAAAGGCUUGGUUUC